AUGGAAGGGCCAUCAUCCUCUUCUCCAUCGGGAGACAGAGUUAGGCUAAAUGUAGGCGGAAAGAUUUUCGAAACGACCAUCUCUACUCUUACUAAAAUUCAAGGAACAGUUUUAUCCACCAUCGUAGCCGAACGUUGGAGAGGAGAAGGUGAACUGUUCAUUGACCGGGAUCCUACACACUUUUCAAAGAUUUUGAACUACUUGAGGGAUGGCGACGAAUUCAGCGCACCUUUGGAUAGGGAUGCAUGCGAAGAAUUGCGAAGAGAAGCGCAGUUUAUGGAUAACCAGGAAGGUUCGAUUGGCCAACGGCAAUUUCGAGCCAUCGAGCGCGCGGCCGCGGUGGAACCUCUUACUAGUGCACUAAACCAGGCCAGACAAUUAUUUUACAAUUUAAUUGGACUUGCUGAGCUAUGUUCGCCACAAGUACUGAACGUUGGCGAUGAGGUACAAUGGAAGAGGGAGGCAGUGGGCCUCUACUGGAGGCCGUUUGUUAGAUACAUGGUGGACGACUCGUUAACGCUCCCUUUUAUUUAUGAUAGGAACAACCACACAUUGGCCAAAUGCAUUGGUUGCGAAGAGUAUCAGGAUCCGAAGUGUUCAUAUCUUUUUGAUAUUCGAUACGAGGACUGGGAGCCUAUGAAGCACCAUAUGCUGCUGAUGAGGGGUGAAAUAACACAGCUCAUGGGUGAACAAUGCUGCAUCAUCUCAUGGGAUAACGGACAGCAAAUCCACCUCCCGAGAUCUGCUCACGAAACAAAAACCAGGAGAAUUGGCGUUAUCACUGAAUCUCUAAUUCGAGCCCAACAAAUCAUGUAUUUUAUUCCCUGUUGUAUAAAUCGUCGUUAUGAGAAGAUAAACAAGUGUCCACGCAUGUGGGAAAUGUGGAGAAAAGAUUAG
Necator americanus (New World hookworm) is the source of this 897-nucleotide messenger RNA. RefSeq lists its product as uncharacterized. Gene Ontology annotation, biological process: protein homooligomerization. The coding region runs from base 1 to 897 and encodes 298 amino acids. Lineage: Eukaryota; Metazoa; Nematoda; Chromadorea; Rhabditida; Ancylostomatidae. Gene Ontology annotation, molecular function: protein binding. The transcript has 9 exons. The record is from RefSeq and is a predicted model, not a curated record.